Merops nubicus (carmine bee-eater) is the source of this 2185-nucleotide messenger RNA. It is a transcript of the gene KPNA6, whose product is annotated as karyopherin alpha 6 (importin alpha 7). The record is from RefSeq and is a predicted model, not a curated record. The transcript has 13 exons. Lineage: Eukaryota; Metazoa; Chordata; Aves; Coraciiformes; Meropidae. Gene Ontology annotation, cellular component: nucleoplasm; cytoplasm; nucleus. The coding region runs from base 1 to 1602 and encodes 533 amino acids. Gene Ontology annotation, molecular function: protein binding; nuclear import signal receptor activity. Gene Ontology annotation, biological process: NLS-bearing protein import into nucleus.
AUGGCGAGUCCUGCAAAGGAUAACUACAGAAUGAAGAGCUACAAGAACAAAGCCCUAAAUCCUGAGGAAAUGCGUCGGAGGAGAGAAGAGGAAGGGAUUCAGCUGCGCAAACAGAAGCGAGAGCAACAGCUCUUUAAAAGAAGAAAUGUGGAGUUGAUCAAUGAAGAUGCCUCCAUGUUUGAUAAUCUCCUUGUGGACUCCUAUGUUAGCUCCACAACGUGUGGGGAGGGAGUGAUCACAAGAGAGAUGGUAGAGAUGCUUUUCUCUGAUGACCCUGAUCUACAGCUAGCAACCACUCAGAAGUUCAGGAAGUUACUCUCUAAAGAGCCAAAUCCUCCCAUAGAUGAAGUGAUAAACACUCACGGAGUUGUGGACAGAUUUGUUGAAUUCCUGAAAAGGAGUGAAAAUUGCACACUACAGUUUGAAGCAGCGUGGGCACUGACGAAUAUUGCAUCAGGAACUUCCCAACAAACAAAAAUAGUGAUUGAGGCUGGGGCAGUUCCUAUAUUUAUAGAGCUCUUAAACUCUGACUUUGAGGAUGUUCAAGAACAGGCUGUCUGGGCAUUGGGGAACAUUGCUGGAGACAGCUCUGUGUGUAGAGAUUAUGUCCUUAACUGCGCUAUUCUUCCUCCCUUAUUAAUGCUCCUUACGAAGUCCACCAGGCUGACAAUGACACGAAAUGCUGUUUGGGCCCUGUCAAACUUGUGCAGAGGAAAGAGUCCACCACCUGAAUUUGAUAAGGUGUCUCCCUGCCUGCCAGUGUUGUCCAGAUUGCUGUUCAACAGUGACUCUGACCUGCUGGCAGAUGCGUGCUGGGCUCUUUCCUACUUAUCAGAUGGUCCCAAUGAGAAGAUUCAAGCAGUUAUUGACUCGGGAGUGUGCCGGCGACUGGUGGAGCUGUUGAUGCACAAUGACUACAAGGUGGCCUCCCCAGCCUUGAGAGCAGUGGGCAACAUCGUGACAGGGGAUGACAUCCAGACCCAGGUGAUUCUGAACUGUUCAGCCCUGCCCUGCCUCCUUCACUUACUAAGCAGUCCCAAGGAGUCGAUCAGGAAAGAGGCCUGUUGGACUAUAUCUAACAUCACAGCAGGGAACAGAGCACAAAUACAGGCAGUCAUAGAUGCAAACAUUUUCCCAGUCCUGAUAGAAAUCUUGCAGAAAGCAGAAUUCCGCACGAGGAAGGAGGCAGCGUGGGCUAUCACAAAUGCAACGUCAGGAGGAACUCCUGAGCAGAUCAGAUACUUGGUAAACUUGGGUUGUAUCAAGCCUCUUUGUGACCUGCUGACUGUCAUGGACUGCAAGAUUGUUCAGGUGGCCUUGAAUGGCCUGGAGAACAUCCUGAGGCUUGGAGAGCAGGAAGCCAACCAGAGUGGGACAGGCAUCAACCCCUACUGCAGCCUGAUCGAGGAGGCCUAUGGUUUGGAUAAAAUAGAAUUCCUACAGAGCCAUGAGAACCAAGAGAUCUACCAGAAGGCCUUUGACCUGAUUGAGCACUACUUUGGCGUAGAGGAUGACUCUGCUCUAGCUCCCCAGGUAGAUGAGAACCAGCAGCAAUUCAUCUUCCAGCAACCUGAAGCCCCCAUGGAAGGUUUCCAGCUAUAAUGUGCCCAAGGUGGAAAAAAACACCACCACAAACUUUCCAGAAAGCAACUGGGAGCAGCUGAUGGUCCCAUCCCCUCCUUGAAAUGGAAGGCUGAACACCCACUCCACCUGUUAGGAAACAAUUCUUCCUUCAAACAACUAGAACCAGUGCUUUGUCCUCAGAGAGAAGGGGAAGUUCUUACACUUGUUUUCUUUUUGCUGCUGCAUAUGUGUCUUUUGAAGCAGGCAUCUGGGUGGAGGAAAGACACAGAGGUAACAGAUUGCACCUCCUGGGUUUAUUUUCUUUGUGGUGAUCUCUCCCAAAUGUCACUUCUUACCUCGGGUACUUAAUUGAGAUUUCAGCGUUGGGUUGGGUAAGAACACAGAGAGCAGGUAAGCAUUCUGACAACAGUAAUUCUGGAAACCUGGGUUGAUCUAUUUAAUUUUUUUUUUUUUUUGCACAUGUUACUCUUUAUUAAAGACUCUAAUUUGCCAAGAGCAAAGUUUAGCCCUGGCCUUUCUGCGACCCUCCUUCAGCGGACAGUCCUGUUGAACCUGGGCCGAGUUCCCCUGAAGCAUACUGUAAAUGGACAGAGAAAGGGGG